AUGGCGGCGGCGAAGAAACAAAUCACUGUUUCCGAUGACUUGAACUACGAAACCUGGGCUCCAAUCGCGCAAAAACGACUAGUGGAGAAUGGACUUUGGGAUGUCGUUGUAAACGGAGUCUCGCCGGAUCCGACGAAGAUUCCAGAGCUAGCGGCGACUAUCAAGGCCGAAGAACUUGCGCAGUGGAGAAAUCGUGUGAUCAGAGACAUCAAAGCGCUCAAAAUAAUGCAAUCUUCUCUCACGGAUUCGGCUUUCAGAAACACUAUCUCGGCUGCUUCGGCCAAGGAGCUUUGGGAUCUGCUAAAAAAAGGUAACGAAGAAGCGAAACCCCGUAGCUUAGAGAAGGAAUUCGAGAAUCUUAAGAUGCAUUACGGAGAAACGAUGGAAAGUUACUUGAAGAGAGUUAAUGAUAUCCUUCAUCGGCUCUACAUCUCAGAGAUUGAGAUAUCCGAUGACGAGAUUGUGAGGAAGCUGUUGACCUCACUGUCACGGGAAUACGAUCAUGCGAUUCCCACGUUGAAAGAGUUCAUGGAAAUGCCGUAUAUGGCUUCUAAUGAUCUGCUUACCAUGUACGAACGAUACGGAGAUCCUCCAGAAACUAUGCCUCACAUGGUGAAGGAUUUCUCUGAAAGUCUGAAGAAAGCCAUCGCUGAGGAGAUGUAUUGUGGGAUUUGCGAGAAGUACAAUCACAAGGAAGAAGACUGCCGUUACAAUCCCGUUAAGCUAGAGAAGGAAUUCGAAGAUCUGAGAAUGUACGACGGAGAACCGAUGGAUUUCUACUUGGGGAGAGUUGUGGAUUUCCUUGAGCGGCUGGAGGAUUUAGGGAUUGAGAAAUCCGAUGACGAGGUUAUCGCGAAGCUCUUGACCUCGUUGUCGUGGGAAUACGACGAUGCAAUCCCGUUGCUGAAGGAGUUCAUGGCUCUGCCGGAUAUGACUCGUGAUGAUCUUAUUAAUCUUCUUGGUGGAUAUGGAGAUCAUCCAGAUGCUAUGCCGUACAUGAUGAAGGACUCCUACGUUAGUCUUAAGAAGGCUAAGUCUGAGCAGCUGUGGUGUGGAUUGUGCGAGAAGUACAAUCACAACACAGUGGACUGUUUCUUCAACCCCAUGGCAAAGAACUCGUUUAGAGGCCAAUGCCAUCAAUGUGGAGAAAGAGGGCACUUUGCAAAGCAUUGCAGCAGCAGAAGAAUUCAGCAACAAGCUCAGGAGCCUGUGCAUUUGAUGUUAGCGGUGACUAUUGGUGGCUUCACGUUUGAUGAGGAUAUGUGGAUGAUAUACACCAACGCCUCGAGCCACAUGACUCCGUACGCGAAGCUUUUCACGACUCUGGAUAGAACGUACAGGGGUAAGGUUCUGCUGGCGGGAGGACGGGUUAUCGUGGCGGCAGGGAAAGGUGAUGUUAGUAUCGUGAUGGAUGGAGUGAAGAAGACGAUCAAGAAUGUGCUGUUUGUUCCUCGGAUCAACAGGAAUGUGUUGAGUGUUGGUCAGAUUACAUCGGGAGGGUAUAAAGUGAUGAUGGAUGCUAGUGGAUGCAUUAUUAAGGAUGAGAAUGGGAAUGUUUUUGCUAGAACCGGAUGGGAAGAGAGAGGCUUGGCUCUGCGUUUUCAGGUGAUUAAAGGGUAA
Microthlaspi erraticum is the source of this 1620-nucleotide messenger RNA. Lineage: Eukaryota; Viridiplantae; Streptophyta; Magnoliopsida; Brassicales; Brassicaceae. The record is from the annotation of a GenBank genome assembly.